Passer montanus (Eurasian tree sparrow) is the source of this 2319-nucleotide messenger RNA. Its product is annotated as 2'-5'-oligoadenylate synthase 1-like. NCBI's taxonomy places the organism in Eukaryota, Metazoa, Chordata, Aves, Passeriformes, Passeridae. The coding region runs from base 673 to 2220 and encodes 515 amino acids. Gene Ontology annotation, molecular function: double-stranded RNA binding; 2'-5'-oligoadenylate synthetase activity; protein binding. Gene Ontology annotation, biological process: defense response to virus; negative regulation of viral genome replication; regulation of ribonuclease activity. The transcript has 6 exons. Gene Ontology annotation, cellular component: membrane; nucleoplasm; cytosol. The record is from RefSeq and is a predicted model, not a curated record.
CGCUGCACCGGGGCAUGUCCCUGCAAGGGAGGGCACCUGCCUCCCGGGGCUGCGGGCACCAGCCGUGUCACACCGACGCUGCUGGCACCUCGGUGGAACUGGCCACGUCUGCAUCUCCUUGCCUGCAGCGGUGCCAGGGCAUCUGCUGACCCUGGUGACGGCCUCAUUCCUUUGCCCGUGGUGACACCAGGGCAGCUGGUGGCGCUGGCCACAUCCGCCGGCCCUGCUGAGCCCGUGGCACAGCGUGAGCCGUGUCCCAGCGCUGGCUGUGCCCCAGCCCGGGCACCUGAGCCCCCAGCGGGGGACUGCUGCCUGCGGUGGGGCUCUGCCUUUCGGGGGACACCCUGUGUCACCGGCGCCACCGGGGCUACGAGGUGCCACAGCAGCCCGGGGCCAGCCUGCAGGAGCUGCCACCGCCACCCGAGCCGCAUGUCAGGGUGACACCCAGCCGCUCCUGCCCCCGCCGCGGUGGCACGGGGACACCCUGAGCAUCCCGAGGAAACGGCCUGGGGCCACCUUAAGUUCCCAGAGGUGACGCAGCGGGGCGGUGGCCCGGGAAGGUUUAAAAGCUGCUGCCGACAGCCGCAGCCUGUCAGGGGUGGAGUGGUGCGGGCGGGAGUAGAGGGAGGCACCAAGUGAGAAGAGGGCAGAGGGAGCGACACACCUGUCAGCAUGGAUGUGGACCCGGUGGCAUCCACGAACGGACUGAGAACAGUGACCGCCAGGGAGCUGGAUGGCUGGAUCGCCAGAACCCUGCAGCCCAGCACAGCUUUCUCCAUGCAGGUGAGGGCGACAGUGUGGCAAAUCUGUGAAUUCCUGAAGACGAAGUGCUUUGAGGAUAACAUCCAUGUCCAAAAGACCGUCAAGGGUGGAUCAGCAGGAAAGGGCACAGCUCUGAAGAACACCUCUGAUGCUGAUGUGGUGCUCUUCGUCUCCUGCUUAGCCAGCUACCAGGACCAGAAGAACAACAGAAGGGAUAUCCUGGAUUCGAUCAUGACAAGGCUGCAGGACUGCAGGGAGAGCCUGCAGUUCGAUGUGCACAUUGGUGAGCCCAGGUACAAAGGUCCCGACAGCACACCGCGCUCCCUCAGCCUCACUCUGUCCUCCAGGGAGACCAGAGAGUCCAUUGACAUGGACAUCCUGCCUGCCUAUGAUGCUUUGGGGCAGGUGACCCAGGAUGUCCCACCAAACCCAGACGUGUAUGUGGGGCUCCUGCGUGCCUGCAGCCACCCCGGGGAGUUUUCCCCCUGCUUCACUGAGCUGCAGAAGAUGUUUGUGAAGCGCUACCCUGCCAAGCUGAAGGACCUCCUGCGCCUGGUCAAGUACUGGUACAAGGAGAUGCUGAAUCCACAGUACCCCGAGGCUCACCUGCCCCCUAAGUAUGCCCUGGAGCUGCUGACCAUCUAUGCCUGGGAGGAGGGCACAGGCUCCUCCUGCAGCUUUGACAUGGCUCAGGGCUUCCGCACAGUGCUGGAACUGCUGGGCAGGCACCGGGACAUCUGCAUCUACUGGGAGAAGUACUACUCGCUCCAGCACGGAGAGAUUGGUGCCCAUGUCAAGGGCUUGCUGCGCAGUCCCCGCCCUGUCAUCCUGGACCCUGCUGACCCCACGGGGAUCCUGGGCCAAGACAAGGACUGGGACCUGAUGGCACAGGCAGCUGCCAGCUGCUGCCGCUCGCUGCCCUGCCUUGCAAACGUCCAGCCCUGGGCUGUGCAGCCAGCCCGGCCCGUGACCAUUGAGGUGAGGCAGCUGUCAGGCACCAGACUGACAGAGCGUGUCAGCCCCCACACCACCAUCGGGCAGCUGAAGGAUGUGAUCCACCAGAAGUGGGGCAUCUCUCCCUACAGACAGCGCCUGGCACAGCAGGAGCUGGGCAGGAACAACAUCAUCCUGCAGGACUGCGACACCCUGGCCACGCACGGCAUCUUCUACAACACCACGCUGGUGCUGCUGCAGACUGAGCUCCAGGAGAUGGAGAUCUUUGUGAAGGAUGAUAAGAAUCGAAGCACGACCUACACGGUGCUGCCCACCGACACCGUCCGGCAGCUGAAGGAGCGGAUCCAGGCCCGGCAAGGGCCCUCUGCCAACGAGCAGCGCCUGACCUAUGAGUCCAGGGAGCUGCAGGACCAGCACACGCUGGCCCACUACAACGUCAGGCCCAUGGGCACAAUCUACCUGCUCCUGCGGCUGCGGGGGGGCGCGGGCCCCCAGCUCCCCUAGCUCCCUGCCUGCUUGUCCUCCUGAGCAUUGCCCCCAGCACCAGCCCGUGCCCCUGUGUACCCUCCUGUCAUGCUGGAAAUAAAUACUUAGUAGAUCCUU